Malaya genurostris is the source of this 2519-nucleotide messenger RNA. RefSeq names its product solute carrier family 35 member C2. The transcript has 6 exons. NCBI's taxonomy places the organism in Eukaryota, Metazoa, Arthropoda, Insecta, Diptera, Culicidae. Gene Ontology annotation, cellular component: Golgi apparatus; cis-Golgi network; endoplasmic reticulum-Golgi intermediate compartment. The record is from RefSeq and is a predicted model, not a curated record. Gene Ontology annotation, biological process: UDP-glucose transmembrane transport. Gene Ontology annotation, molecular function: antiporter activity. Bases 533 to 1933 code for a protein of 466 amino acids.
CGCAAAACGUCAUCGGCACACGCCGUCAUGGCAAUGGAUGAGCGAGUGCGAAAAAUUUGGAUAGUGUUGUUGCUUGACUGUGUUAAAAAUCGAGAGUGAUUGUAGACUGAUUAUUAAUACAAUUGGAUAAAAGCGUACAACUUAGUGAUAAAAUAAGUUGUUGGAAAAGAACUGUGUAUGUAUCAUUUCCGCCAAGCAGAACUUCACCGUCAAAAAAAGAUUCGCACAGAAACAUCUAAAUAAACAUAUGGAAUAAAAAACAACUCGGGCAAAUUAAGCGAAAAGUACAGCAACAGAAAUUCUUGGUUUAUUAUUCUCCACACUGCGAAAAAAACUCAAUGUAUGAAAUCGGAAACUGUUCGACGUUGACUACUGCUGAUCAAUUGCCCAUCGCAUUUAGGAACCGCAGCAAAGUGCCAUUAAAUUGUUUGCCAGUGUGAAAGGAAAGCAUCAUUCUCAGUAGAGCUUUCGAGCAAUCAGAUAUCAUAUCAUUUUAGACUAUUAGAGAUAGCGCUUACUUUUGACCUGAAAUAUGACCAACAUUAAAUAUGAGCGCGUUAAGCAAACACUCGACCAAGACCCGCAAAACGAGGAGAUCGAACUGGAAAGUGAGACUCAAAUGCGGCACCACGUGACCACCAAAGGACAUCAACCGUAUGUGGUGGCAAACCGCGCCGUGCCUGGAACAAUCGGCAAGAAGAAAAGCUUCGCCAAUACGGUCAUCGUUACGCUAUUCCUGAUAAUGUGCUACUUUACGCUCUCUAUCGGGCUUACCUUCUACCAGCGGCUACUGCUGCAGGAAUUCAAAUUCCCCCUGACGGUGGUGGUGUACCAUCUCUGUAUAAAACUAGUCAUGUCGGCCGUAGUACGAGCGAUCUACCGGUGCGCUACCAAAAAGAAACGCAUUUUGCUCGACUGGAGAACUUCGGUACGGAAAAUUUUGCCCACUGGAUUGGCCAGCGGUAUUGACAUCGGUUUCUCCAACUGGGGAUUGGAGCUGGUGCAAAUAUCCCUGUACACCAUGACCAAAUCCACCACGAUCGUUUUCAUUUUGAUAUUUGCCAUCUUGUUGAAAUUAGAAAAGAAGAGCUGGUCGCUAGCGGCUAUCGUGGUGAUGAUCUCCGGUGGAUUGUUUCUGUUCACGUACAAAUCGACUCACUUCGAUGCGCUCGGAUUUUCGUUCCUACUGUUUGCCUCACUAUCCAGCGGAAUCCGGUGGACCUUUGCCCAGUUAAUAAUGCAAAAGUCUAAACUGGGCCUACACAAUCCCAUCGAUAUGAUCUUCCAUAUGCAGCCGUGGAUGAUUCUGGCAAUACUACCAUUCACCAUAGGAUUCGAAGGAAAACGUCUUGUCGAUGGGUUCGAUAUUUUCCUGCAAACCGACAGUUCCGUUAUACUGGACAUGUGGAUGAGAAUUUCACUGGGGGCUUUCAUCGCGUUCGUCAUGGAAGUAAGCGAAUUUUUGGUUCUGACCAAUACUUCCAGUUUAACGUUGUCGGUGGCUGGUAUAUUCAAGGAAAUCUGUCAGCUGGUCUUGGCAGUGGAACUGUACGGCGAUCAGCUCAGCUUGAUCAAUGUGCUUGGACUGGUGAUGUGUCUCGGUGGUAUUUGCAGCCAUGUCGUUAGCAAAUUCUGGACGUACACCGAGGAACAACGGACGGUCGAUGGUUCGGCCAAUUAUGAUGAUGACGAAGACGAUGCUGGUGUUGUCAAUAAGAAUGGCGUGGCGUCUAAAUGUAAUGCUACUUUCAACACGGCUACGGCUCGUUUCAAAGUAGGUCAGCAUAGGCCGCUUCUUGUGAAUGAAAAUCACGAAGCAGAAGAUUCGGACCAUUUGGUGGUCAAUAAUAGAAACUACAUUUCGGAUAGUGAUCAAGGUGAUAACGAAGCACAGGACGUGCUGUUCGAUAUACUGAAAAGACGAGAACGAUAAUUUAUCGAUGUUUCCUAAACUGUUGCGGCGCUGUUGGUUUUAACUAAGUUAAUUAUUUAUGUUACGCUUAACCACAUCACUUUAGGAGACUUGCCCAGUGAUGCAACCUGAAUUUUAAAAUUCCAAUUUUUGUUACAGGGUCUACUUUUUACCUUAGUUAAGUUAUGCUUUUUGGAACUUUAACAACAACAUUCUAUUCCUAACGUUCUACUAAAACGCACAGGAAAUUCCAUCUAAGCCUAUUCUUAAGUUAAUUUUUGUAUAAUAUCCUUUACAAACAAAUGAUCGUUAUUGCAUUGACAUUGGCAUUUAUGAACGAAGAUAAGAAAUAGUGAAACUGUACAAACUUACUACAGUGUUAUCCUACAGUACAGCUAGUUUUUGUAACAUAUGAUAUAUCAACUUAGACGAGAUGAAUCGAAACGGAAAAGUCAGCCGAAAUGAUGUAACACACCGUGAUAACUACAUAAAAUCAAUUUAAGAACAUUGUAUACACUCGCCAUUCUGUCGUCUACAUAAUUUUUAUGUUUUAAAUGUAAUAAUUAGCAAAAUGAACCAGAAAUAUACUGUAACCGUAAGUAUUAGA